CAUAAUGGAUUAUACUGUGCGCCGGCAGUAGCUACUGUGAUAGUUUUCCUGAAGGAUAUGGUGAAUGAAAGAGAGAGGAGAGCGAUAGAGGAGAGAAAAAUGUUUCUAUGAUCGCUGUGUCCCGUAAGUGUGGUACUUCAUGUCGCAAGGAAUUACGGACGGACGGACACAGACUAAACAUUUUCAAAGGAUUAUAACAUGACCCACCGGCAUAGGAGGAGACUGGCCACGUACUUUCUACUAGGCCUCUCCCUGCUCCAGUGUGUGCGCUGCCUGCCGGAGGAAAUUAAGAUAGGUGCGCUGUUUGGUAUCGGAGAUGAGGAGGCAGCGGUGGAGAACGCCCUCAUCUACGCCGUGUACCGCGUCAACCACGAGCCAGACCUUCUGCCAAACACCCGUCUGUCGUUCAAUAUCACCAAACUCCCCAUCGACGACGGCUUCAGGGCGUCCAAGAAAGUGUGCCAUCUCGUAGAGUGGAGCGCCAUAGCGAUGUUUGGACCUCGGAAUCCAAUUCUUGCCGGCUUCGUGAACUCGCUGUGCGGGUCGAUCCAGGUUCCGCACAUCGAGUUCCGGAUGGAUUCUGGGAUCGAUACCCACCCGACCCUGUCCGUCAACCUGUACCCUCAGAUGGACCAGCUGAGCAAGGCUUUCAUGGAUCUCAUUCGGAAGUACGACUGGAACCAGAUGCUGGUCAUCUACAGUAGUACGACUGAUUUGUUGAAAGUCCAGCGCAUAAUCCGAGGCUCGUUUAAACCGACCUUUGACAUCAUGGUACGCCAGGUGGACCAGACUAACAUGCGAUACGUGCUGAAGGAGGCCAAAGCAAAGAAGUGGACCAACAUGCUGGUUGACCUUGACCUUAACUACACUAGCCUGCUUCUCAAAAUGGCUUUGCAAGAAGGGAUGAUAGAUCCAUAUCACCAUUACAUACUAACGAGCAUGGACGUGGAAUCGAUCGACAUGGAGAACUACCGCUACAACUACGUCAACCUGACUGGGUUCCGACUGAUAGACUACGAGACCUUGUACGUGCAGCAAAUCAUGAAGGCCAUGGAAGUCUACGAAAUACAGACCAACAAGGUGAUGCUCAACAAAAGCGGAUAUAUAACUCUCCCGCACGAAGCUGCUCUGCUGUUUGAUGCGGUUCAUCUGUUGGCGUACGCGCUGGACGCGUACGAGAAGGACGCGAUCCUGAGACCCGUGAACACGAGUUGCGAUCGUCCGUCCCCGUGGUCGUCGGGCCCCAGUCUCUACUCGUAUCUGACCAAGGUUUCCGUGCCAGGACUGACGGGGAACAUUCAUCUACAUCAGGGUAGGAGGUUCGACUUCACGUUAAAUAUUCUUCAACUGAAAACAGCCGGUCUGGAAAAGGUUGGAAUGUGGGAUGUCAACACUGGGAUCAACUUUACUUACAAACAAGGCUUUGGCGAUGGAAGUCCGUUUGGAAACAAAACUCUGACAGUUACCACAAUACAGGAAAAGCCUUACAUGAUGCCACGUGAAAGUCCCGACGAGAAUGGACAGAUGUACGAAGGCUUCUGUGUCGAUUUGCUCAAGGAGUUGUCCCGGAUCGUAGGCUUCAGGUACAGAAUCCGGCUCGUCCCGGAUGGAAAUUAUGGCGCCCCAAACGACGAUGGAGUGUGGAACGGGAUGGUGGGGCAAAUCAUAGAGCGGAAAGCAGAUCUCGCAGUGGCCCCACUGACUAUCAAUUACGUGCGAGAACAAGUGAUAGACUUUACAAAACCAUUUCUUAAUCUCGGAAUAACGAUUCUCUUCAAAGUGCCCAAGAGGGAGAAGCCGGGAUUGUUUUCAUUCCUUAACCCCUUAGCCAUCGAGAUCUGGCUGUACGUGAUAGCGGCGUACCUGCUCGUCAGUUUCACGAUAUUCAUCCUGGCCCGGUUCAGCCCCUACGAGUGGUACAACCCGCACCCGUGCAACCCCGAAGCCGAUACCGUGGAGAACACGUUCAACUUGUCCAACAGUUUCUGGUUUACCGUGGGAACGCUGAUGCAGCAGGGGUCGGAUGUUAACCCCAAGGCUGUGUCCACAAGGAUAGUAGGGAGUAUAUGGUGGUUCUUUACGUUGAUUAUUAUAUCGUCGUACACUGCCAACCUGGCUGCUUUCCUCACCGUGGAGAGAAUGGUAUCUCCCAUUGAAAGUGCCGAGGAUGUGGCCAAGCAAACGGAGAUAGCUUACGGGACGUUGAAGAGUGGAUCAACGAUGCAAUUUUUUAGGGAUUCAAACAUAGAUACAUAUAAAAGGAUGUGGGCUUUCAUGAAGGACAAAGAACCAAGCGUUUUUGCAUCUACAUACGUCGACGGCAUAAAGCGGGUUAAACAAGGUGGUUAUGCCUUUUUAUCCGAGUCUACCAUGAUUGACUAUAUUACCCAGCGAGACUGUGAACUUAUGCAAGUCGGAGGUCUCCUCGAUUCCAAAGGCUAUGGAAUUGGUACUCCGAUAAAUUCGCCAUACCGUGACAAGUUAUCGAUGGCAAUACUGGAGCUUCAGGAAAAUGGUCGAAUUCAAAUGUUGUACAACAAGUGGUGGAAAGGUGCGGACACGUGCGUGCGAGAUGAAAACAAGGAUUCUAAAGCCAGUGCGCUAGGGGUGGAGAACGUGGGCGGAAUCUUUGUGGUACUUCUCGUUGGUUUGGCCUUGGCGGUGUUUGUUGCCAUCUGCGAGUUUGUUUGGAAGUCCAAAAAGGAUGCCCGUGAAGAUAAGGAGUCAGUUUGUGUCGAGAUGGCGGAGGAAUUGCGUUUUGCGAUUCGAUGUUUGGGCUCUACACAGAAGCCGCGAUUCAAGAGGAACUGUUCCAAGUGCAAGUCUAAACGACACAGUCAGUGCGGGGACGUCCCGGAUUCCGUGAACGGCAUCAUUCAGCUGACGGAGGUACGAAAGUCGCCGCUGCGGUGCUCCAAAGAAUUCGAGAGCGAAUUUAGGCCAGAAUAUUCCCAGGCACGUGACUUUAAUGGCGACUACCUCCACGUGGAAUACAGUGACGUUGAGACCUAGAACAGCGCAGGGCAGUAUUGUUUCUUGUUGAAAAGUGGUUGGACAACUGCUACUCGGAUGGCCAAGAGUCAAAAAGUGCCUUAAGAGGAGACGAGAAAUGAUGCCAGACCAACAGGGUCCAUGCUUAUGAAACUUCAGAGUCUGGAAUCAAAGACUCAGUAUGUUUGGCGCUAACAUUUUAUGAUGUUAAAAGAAUGUGGUACAAAAAUGUUUAUGGUGUUAAAGAGUGUAUGUCUCUAAGUAUGAAUCUUUGACGUUAAGAGUUUGUGGCGCUAAGAAUAUUAUGAUGUGAAAAUUAUGUGGCGCAAAGAGUCUACGACGUUAAGACUAUUUGACGUUAUGAGUAUAUGAUAUGUAUGUGGAUCCAAGACUCCCGGACUUUAAGAGUGUGUUGCAUUAAUAGUCUAUUGCAUUGAGAGGCUAUGUCUUUUAAGAGUAUGUAGGAUUAAUAUUAAUGUGUCAUUUACGAUGUUAAGAGAGUUUAGGGCGAUAUUUUAGAUCGCCCGCCCAGACUUUGAAGUUUUUAUAAGCAUGAGUUCAAGUUGCAUUCCUAAUGGCUAAAAAUGCCUUCAUUGUAUGCAGAUACAACAGACGACUGCAGUGACCAUUUUGAAGAUCGACUGUGGAUUUUGAAAGACAGCAAUAAAUCCACGUGAGCAAGGCCAUAUCUAACUAAUAUCUUCCUCUGGGAGAAAGGAUGGAAACAGGUCGCCAAGGAACAGAAAGGAACGAAACAGAUAGAGUCGAAUUUACAAAGCUUGUUUUUGUUUUCACGGGUGUAACGACAUGCAUUUAGAAAGCUUUUAAACGCCGGCGUUUAAAAGAAAAACAGGGUUCGUAAAUUCGGUCCAUGCGUUCUAUUUUCUAUUGAUGAAGGGUUAUGGUUGGGAAACUGAUCGUGACGGAUUAAGGUGGUGGGGAAACUGUUGUACCUACAGGACCGGAACUGGUAAGGUGGUCAGAAAUGGCAGAAGAUGCACGAGCUGUUCAUGCUUUGCGGAGUGUUCCAUCUGCUGGUUAUUUGCAAUGGUGAUCCAUUGCUUUGUGUUGCAAAGUGCGUUGAAGCACGAAUCUCGGGUCAUCUUUCUUUCUAAAUUGAUGCAAACUGCAAACGCAAUAGUAACUGUACGAGAUCAGAGGAUAGCAUUAAAAGGCUUUAAGAGUGUCUCUUAUUAAAACUAAUACGAUUCUUAUUCUGAGAUUAGCAAUACUGUUCACCGACAUAACCUAGAAUAAAACUUCACCUAGUCCUGUCAGGUUUAUUUGCUCUGGCAAAUCGGACUUAAAUAACCAUGUUAACUUGUUUUCUUGCUCGUUAUGAGAUGUAAGUGGCCUAUUCUGAUUACCUAUAUUUCAAACAAAAAUAUGUUUUAUUCAGUCUUUUAAUACUUUCAGAGAAAGACCCAAAUUUUAACUAUCAUACAUAUUUUGUUACGCAAAUGGGUGUACAGACUCUUUGGUCUCUCACACAUUUAAGUGGAGUGGAUAUAACUGAUGAUACCAAUGAUACUGAAUAUUUGUAUAUGUAUGUAUGCGUGAGUGCGUGCGCGCUUGCGCGCUUGCGUGUUCUUUCUUAUGUUUGGUUUCUAUGCACUACACGUAACUUGUCUUGGCUAAUGUUUUCUUAACGGAUUGAAUUCUCAAAAGAGCAUCACUGAAUUAGUUUCCAUCGUAACCAAAUCAAAUGAUACUAAGGACCAAAUUUGUUUUGUUUUUGUUUUCGCGGAGGUGUCCAUGUCUCCGGAUCAAUGAUUGCUUCAGAAGCGUCAUUAUUGUGUUUGUAAUUCUCCAGGCUGAAAUAAAACCAUUGGAAUCUCACACGCAGAAACAGUCCAUAUGUAUAUUUUGGUC
This is a messenger RNA of Gigantopelta aegis, 4863 nucleotides long. Its product is annotated as glutamate receptor ionotropic, kainate 2-like. The record is from RefSeq and is a predicted model, not a curated record. Gene Ontology annotation, biological process: monoatomic ion transport. Gene Ontology annotation, molecular function: glutamate-gated receptor activity. NCBI's taxonomy places the organism in Eukaryota, Metazoa, Mollusca, Gastropoda, Neomphalida, Peltospiridae. The coding region runs from base 199 to 3012 and encodes 937 amino acids. The transcript has 14 exons. Gene Ontology annotation, cellular component: plasma membrane; postsynaptic membrane.